This is a messenger RNA of Molossus molossus (Pallas's mastiff bat), 2648 nucleotides long. It is a transcript of the gene DEDD2, whose product is annotated as death effector domain containing 2. Lineage: Eukaryota; Metazoa; Chordata; Mammalia; Chiroptera; Molossidae. Gene Ontology annotation, molecular function: DNA binding; protein binding. The record is from RefSeq and is a predicted model, not a curated record. Gene Ontology annotation, cellular component: nucleolus. Gene Ontology annotation, biological process: regulation of apoptotic process; extrinsic apoptotic signaling pathway via death domain receptors; apoptotic process. The transcript is spliced from 6 exons. The coding region runs from base 298 to 1281 and encodes 327 amino acids.
GCUCUCCCCAGAAAGAAACUCACAGGAGCAGGCGCAGCACUGGCCGACUCAGACGCUACGGUUGGGGGCGGACCCUGAGGGGUGGUGCUCAGAAGCCUCACUCUGCGCUUGCGCUUAAGGGGCGUGGCGGUCGCACCUGCGCGAGUUGGGAAAGGAGGAGGGGCGAGGUGACGCAGGCGUAAUAAUAGAGAAGGUGCCAGAAAGAUCCAAAACAAGUGGCCGCGGCCGUUGCUCAGGAGUCAUCAGACGCCAGAUUUCGGCCCUGGUUCGAGCUCGUUCCGCCCCCCUCCCCCGGGUAUGGCGCUGUCUGGGUCGACCCCUGCCCCGAGCUGGGAGGAGGACGAGUGCCUGGACUACUACGGGAUGCUGUCGCUUCAUCGUAUGUUCGAGGUGGUGGGCGGGCAGCUGACCGAGUGCGAACUGGAUCUGCUGGCUUUCCUGCUGGAUGAGGCCCCCGGCGCCGCCGGCGGCUUGUCCCACACCCGUAGCGGCCUGGAGCUGCUUCUGGAGCUGGAGCGCCGCGGGCAGUGCGACGAGAGCAACCUGCGGCUCCUUGGGCAGCUCCUGCGAGUGCUGGCCCGGCAGGAUCUGCUGCCGCACCUGGCGCGCAGGCGGCGCAGGCCAGUUUCUCCAGAACGCUACAACUAUGGCACCUCCAGCUCUUCUACAAAGAGGACAGAGGGCAGCUGCCGUCGCCGACGGCAGUCAAGCAGUUCGUCAGAUGCUCAGCAGGGCCAGUGGGAGAUAGGCUCCCCCCCAACCAAGCGGCAGCGACGGAGUCGGGGCCGGCCCAGUGGUGGUGCCAGACGGCGGCGGAGAGGGGGCCCAGCCACCCCCCAGCAGCAGCAGGAGCAGGCCAAACCCACCUCGGAAGGCAAAGUGACCUGUGACAUCCGGCUCAGGGUGCGAGCAGAGUAUUGCGAACAUGGGCCAGCCUUGGAGCAGGGUGUGGCAUCUCGGCGGCCCCAGGCGCUGGCGCGGCAGCUAGAUGUGUUCGGGCAGGCCACUGCGGUGCUCCGUUCCCGAGACCUGGGCUCUGUGGUGUGUGACAUCAAGUUCUCCGAGCUCUCCUAUCUGGACGCCUUCUGGGGGGACUACCUGAGUGGUGCCCUGCUGCAGGCCCUUCGGGGCGUGUUCCUAACUGAAGCCCUGCGCGAGGCUGUAGGCCGGGAGGCUGUCCGCCUGCUGGUCAGUGUGGACGAGGCUGAUUAUGAGGCUGGACGGCGCCGCCUGCUGCUGAUGGAGGAGGAGGGGGGACGGCGCCCAUCGGAGGCCUCCUGAUCCUGGAUCUGGCAGGACUGACCCCACCUCCUAGCAUCCAGGCCACCUCCCCGGGAGGACAAAGACCAUCUCUGCCCCUAGGGGACUGUCACUCCAGCAGCUCUGAGGACUGAGGCAGACAGACAGAUGUCCAGGCCCCCUGACAGCCUGGCACCUUGACAGCUCCUCUGACAGGAUGUGGUCUCUGAGGCCUAAACCACUUCCAGCUGAGUUUCCUUCCCAAGCUCUCCCCAUCCCCAUCCUCAGGUGUGUUCGUUCAGCUCCAGGAGGCCAGGGGCUCAGGCAUGCAGAUCCCAAAGGGAAGGAGACAGCCACACAGUCACCAAAGGCCCCCUGCACAUUGUGUUCCCAACCCUGGGCUGUGUGCACACACUGCCCCCAUGGAAAUCUCCCUUGGGCUCCUCCCCUGCUCCACACACUUCUUUGGCCUAAGGGCUUCUCUCUCAGGAUCUCUGAUUUUACACCCUCCCCCCCCAACCCUGGGCUUCAGCCACACCAGGCACUGGAGCUGGGGCACAUACGGGGUCUGCUCGCCUUGCCCACACAUCUGUACAGCCAACCAGGGCUCUGCCCACCUUCCACACAGACCUGGCCCUUCACCUUUUCCUGCUCCCCAGAGCUGGAUGUGGACUUGCACAAAGACUGCACUUGGAGUGUCACACGUGUGUUGCCAGCAUUAUCAGACCAAGUAUGCUGUUGCCCAUGGGGCCAGGACCAGAAGCCAACCGCCUUCUCAGAAACGGAAAGGCAAAGGCUUGAAGGUUGAUGGGAAAGGUCUUUUUACAAAUGGAACCAAUAAACUGCCCUGGAAGGGGCAUAGGUGGGCAUCAAGGCUCCCUGGGACUCUUUCUUAAUGGGCUGGAGGAAGGAGCUGAUGAGAGCCUGGGCCUAGUACCAAUCUUGGAGUUCCUGGCCAAGUAUCAGGCCAGUGCAUGAGCAGGAUGAUAGAGCAUCUGCCCGUUGCUACCACAGGCUUGCUUUCCCCUCUGGGCCUCAGUUUCCUCAUCUGUCUAAGGAAAUACUGCCUUGGAAUCACAAAUACUCCUAGCCCUAUUUGCACAUGCUUUGCUCGUUGGGAGUGCCAGUGUUUUUAACUUGUUCAGUGACAUGGGCCAGCUAUUAGCAAGGCUGACAGAGCUCAGAGGUUUGGAAACCAAACAGCAGCAGCCAGACUUCUCUGCCUAGAUACUCUGCAUGUGGUUCCUCACCUAUCACACCUUCUGGACAGUCCCCUCAAAUCUGGAUCUCUGUUACUCCUCUUCCUGACACGUCUUUCUUCCACUCUGUGGCUGCAGGAGGUUGUGGCUUCCUGUUCUUGCCCCAUCCCUUGUUUAUGGGCUUAGGAACUCAAGUUUUCUUACACAAUA